UGUCGUGAGAAAUAGCAGAGCGAUCCUUCCAACUUGAGCAAGUUAGGAACCACCUCCGUUGACUUUCCUUGGGUUUUUAUUUAAAGUCAGAAGUGGGAGUUGCAUGAUGAUGCAGUCAGAUUGAUGUCUUAACCUCCCCCUGGUGUACAAUUCUCUUUGAGAUCUGCAGCCCCAGUCUGAGUGAGUGGCCAGUGUUUCCGAGUGGGCUUUGUAGUCUGCCCGCUGUCUGUCUGCCUCACCUUGCAGCCUCCCUCUCCCACCCACUGACCCAUCCCCAGGACCAGGGCUCUGCGUCCAGUUGUGUGUGUUUAUUUUUGUUUUGGUUUGCAGGAUGCAGGCUGCAGCCGGUUCCUACAACUCCAGCGUCGCCCCCAGCGCGCUCCCGGGAGCGAACACCAGCCGCUCCAACCUCACCGACCGCUUCGACAGGAACGAGGCGCUCGCCCGCACCGAGAUCUCGCUGCUGGGGAUCAUCUUCGUCCUGGCGGUGCUGGGCAAUGUGACGGUGCUGCUGGCUCUGUGCAAGAGCCGCCGGAAGACCUCCAAGAUGCACCUCUUCAUCAAACACUUGAGCCUGGCCGAUCUGUCAGUGGCUGUCUUUCAGGUCCUGCCCCAAUUCAGCUGGGACAUCACCUACCGCUUCCAGGGGCCAGACCUACUCUGCCGCAUGGUGAAGCACCUGCAGAUCUUUGGCAUGUUCGCCUCCACCUACAUGAUAGUCAUGAUGUCGGUGGACCGCUACAUUGCCAUCUGCCACCCCCUGAAGACCCUGCAGCAGCCUACCCAGAGGUCCUACUUGAUGAUCAUUGGGACCUGGGUGGGCAGCUUCAUCCUCAGCAGCCCGCAGUCCUUCAUCUUCUCCAUGCGGGAGAUCAAAAAGGAUUCCGGGGUCUACGACUGCUGGGCCAACUUCAUCCUGCCCUGGGGCAUCAAGGCGUACAUCACCUGGAUAGCGCUGGGGGUCUUCGCCGUGCCCAUGCUCAUCGUGCUGGUGUGUUACACCUGCAUCUGCUACAGCAUCUUCAGGAACAUCAAGUACAAGACCAAGGCUCCGACCGAUACCUCCUUCAAGAAUGGCCUCAUCACCUCCGGAGUCAGCAGCAUCAACACCAUCUCCAAAGCCAAGAUCCGAACGGUGAAGAUGACCCUGGUGAUUGUCUUGGCUUAUAUCGUGUGCUGGGCUCCCUUCUUCAUUGUCCAACUGUGGUCUGUCUGGGACACGAACGCUCCCAAGGAUGAUUCGACGGACGCUGCCUUUACCCUCACGAUAUUACUAGCAAGUCUGAACAGCUGCUGUAACCCGUGGAUCUACAUGUUCUUCAGUGGCCACCUCCUGAGUGACAUCAUCUAUGUCUUUUCCUGUUGCCACAAAAUUACCGGGAAGCUGAAGACGGAGGAUUCAGAAACCAGCAUCAAGAGGCACACCCUGCUGACAAAGGUCAGCCAUAGGAGCCCAACAUUCAGCUUGUGCAAUUGGAAAGACAAUGACAAUGACAAUGACGCAUCUUCUCAGUCAUUCCAGACAAUGCCAGUAGAGACCUGAGGUGACCUGAUUGCUGACUACACUCCCCUCCACCCCCAUUAAACCAUUUAUAUUACUUAAAUGCACUGCCAUUGAGAUUGUGAUCAAAGAUCUGAUUAUCCAAAGCUUACCCUUAUAUUCAUAGCACUUUGCUUACCUGAGUGUUAAGGAAGGGCAUCAGCUUAAAUGUGACCAGGUACUGGAUGGCAUCAAUCCAAUUAAACCCAAAUGAAUGGCAUUUAUUUUUGUUUGUCCAGUAGGAAUGAAAUAAUUAGUCUUGUGGCUGUUAAGUACAAAAGCUGGUGAUCGUAGAUGUACUAUGGAUGAACAAAAACAUUCAGCAAACAUUGCAUCUUUCAGAUGGAUAGCAUAUCAAUUAUACAUCUGAAUGUUAAAUGAUGAAACUUGUGCAAUACUGAAUUAUAUUUCAUCCAAUACAUGGCAUAGAAUUGAAAACUCUAAAGUAAUAUUUUGAGAUGUUAGAAUAUACAUAUUGUCCAAAUAUUGAAUAAUGGUUAAUUGGUAACAGUUCUGAUUUUGCAACCACCCCAUGCCAGUCACAAGCAAUGAUGAUCGCUAGCACUUUGUCCAAGUCGCAGUCAUAAAGUAUGAACCUGAGCUUUGAUGAUUGGUAGGCUGUUCCAUCGUGGAUGCUCAAUGCCCAAUGCCAAUCAUGCCCACAUUGACUAUGCCCCCAAACAUGCAUUCCAUCAAGGAUAACAGGUAGCAACUACAGCAUUCUAAUCUGGCUAGAAGCAACAAACUCAUAGGAACAAGCAGUCUGGUUCGGUAUCAAAUGGUGUGGUGCAUUUUCUCCCGAGUAUAGGAUGGGAAGCUGUGAAUGUUUAAGGUGGUUGAUCACAGCAACAAUCCACAUCAAAGGACCUUGCAGAAACCUUUGGAUUUCAAUGUUGUUUUUGAGCUGGUGUUGCCAACUGACUAUUUCGUGGUAUUGAUGACACCCACCCUUUACUCAUGUGAUUUGAAGUGAGGCUUCUGCUGCUAUCAUCACAGGAGUCUAUGUUGCCAGCAUUCUAGUGUGGAAUCUAGACUGGUCAACAAACUCUUAAUUCUGUUGCUUGACAUAAGUUACCACUUUCUGAAUUCUGGAGUGGGGGAGUGUGGCGUGGGGAAUUGGGAGGGUGGGGUGUUGUAGAGUGAUGUUUGAGGGAGACAGAAUGCAACAGAUAAAAGAUAAACCAUAAGAACGUAUAAAUAUAAAGUCAGAGAAUGGAAAACACAAACCGUCGGAGGGAGUAUGAUCUAAUCUUUGGUGAUAUCUAAGUGGAAAGAACAGGAUAAAAUACUCACGCUAAAACAAAAAUAAACUGGGAGAAGGCAGUUGGCAUACAUAGAAAUGACAAGUUAAAAAGUGACUCACUGAUAAUGGUCUAUAAUGGUAGAUGUGGCUUGAACCUUAAUGAUCCAGCCUGAUUAAAUGGGUAUAAAUAUAUAGUUAUAUUGGGAAUAAUGGCAAAUGAGACAAAAUUAGAUAUUAGCAUUGGAUCCCAGUUGACUUGGAUGCCAUGAAACUACUACAUUGUGGCGGAUGGUGUUUCAUUGGAUUUCUCCAUUAUCCCAAGGGAUAGAUGCCAUCAGAGAUCAGAGGUGUGAUUUUACCGUAAUAAAUUUGCAGAAAUAAUUGGAUCACUCUUAGGAAUUUUAGAACAGCAUUAAUGGAGACCUGGGAACUGGUCAUUGGGCUCACACUCUGGUCAUGAUCGAGGUAUGGAAAAUUUAUAGCACAGAAAGAAACCAUUCAGCCUAUUGUGUCAUUUCUAGGAUAUAUGGAGCAACAGAAGAAGAUAUUUAACAAUAACAUAGGAAAGAAGAAACAAAAAUGUACAUGCGCCUCAACAACAAUACUUGUGUAUCUUUUUAAAGAUCAUCAAAAAAUUAUAAUCUACCCAUGCACCACCUCACAGUCCUUAGAAGCUAUGUAAAUACAACAAGAAGUAUAACUGUGAUUGAAAAUUUGUUAAUGGAAUAUGUUUAAUGUUUUAUUCUAAAGCAUAAAUCUGCAAAGUAUAUGCCCAGUAAAGUGUUUGUUUUUCUAGAUUCCUCUUCCUAGCAUUUCCCUUCCCUGCAACCAACCCACUUCCAUCUGCUUCCCUCUGUGGGAAAAUAUGUGUUUGAGUGAAUAAGUUUGUAAUUCGUUCUUUAUGUUGCCUUUAACCACCUGGAUAUUGUUAAUAAAGUUUUAAAACAAUUAA
This is a messenger RNA of Hemiscyllium ocellatum (epaulette shark), 3735 nucleotides long. RefSeq names its product arginine vasopressin receptor 1Aa (gene avpr1aa). Lineage: Eukaryota; Metazoa; Chordata; Chondrichthyes; Orectolobiformes; Hemiscylliidae. The transcript has 2 exons. Gene Ontology annotation, biological process: regulation of systemic arterial blood pressure by vasopressin; positive regulation of vasoconstriction; G protein-coupled receptor signaling pathway. The record is from RefSeq and is a predicted model, not a curated record. Bases 332 to 1543 code for a protein of 403 amino acids. Gene Ontology annotation, cellular component: membrane. Gene Ontology annotation, molecular function: peptide binding; vasopressin receptor activity.